Molecule: messenger RNA, 2702 nt
Organism: Paramecium pentaurelia
Lineage: Eukaryota; Ciliophora; Oligohymenophorea; Peniculida; Parameciidae
Source: the annotation of a GenBank genome assembly
AUGACUGAUGAUAUCGAGUAGACACUCUAUAAUGAAUUUAAAAUCCAAGGUUUUAUUUGCUUUUCAAAUUAGGUUCUUCUAGAAUGUCUGAUACUUUCAGACCACAAUUAAUUUAAAUGGAUAUGUAGGACAUACCAUUUAAAGAAAAUUCUGAUUAUGAUUCAAUACCGUAAAUGGAUUCUCUACAAAAUAUUCGAUUUAGAAAUAUUAGCAAUUCAAAUAAUUAAGGGAAAGAAGUCAUUACUUCUAAAACCUUUCCUCAUCAAAAUGAUAAAAUCAAAUUAUGCAAAAGUACAGGAAUGUUAAAGAUGCUUAUUGUUAAUAAUCAUGUCAAUUCAUUUAUAGAAAAACUUAAGAAAAAGGCAUACAUAUUCCCUAAAAACAAGAGUAAAUAAAUAACAGAACAUUUACCAGAAUUUUUUGCUAAAAUAAAAAAAAAUUGGAGAAAGUCAAAAUAAAUAUAAUAACAAGAUGACAAUUCUAUAAAUUCAAUCUCAAAAAGAUUACCAGUCUUUAAUCCUGCAAGUAAACUUAUGAUUUUUUGGGAAUUCUGCAGAGCCAUCUAAUUGACAAUUUUAUUAUGGUGGCUUCCUUAUAAAAUAGCAUUUAAUCCAUCCUCUAAUUCAAGUAUUGAGGUCUUUGAAAGUUCUUUAACAUAUUUGUUUGGAGCUGAUUUAGCUAUUAAAUUUAAUAGAGGCAUUUUCGAUCAAGGUAAAUUAAUCAAAAAAAGAAUUCAUAUAAUUAAAUCUUAUAUAAAAAAUGAAUUAUAUGAAGAUGUCAUUUAUUUCAUAACUUUGAUAUUUGUUAUUAGUGAUAUUGGAAUUAAGACUUAUUCAUUUUAAGAAGUAAUAGUGUUAGUUUAAUUUGGAUUGAAUUUUAUUAAACUUAAGAAAUAUCUCAAUAAAUAUGAAGAAACCUUUGUGGAAUCCUCAUAUUUAACUGAAGUCUUAAAUUUAAUUUAACUAAUCAUAAUAACAUUCUAUUUUGCUCAUUUUAUGGCUUGUGUUUGGCAUUAUGUUGGUGUCAAAAGUGUUGAAUCAAAUUAAAUUUCUUGGACUUAAGAUUCCUAAUUUGAUAAUUCUAACACUUUAUAAAUGUAUGUUUUUUCAUUUUAUUGGGCUACAACUACUAUGGUGACAGUUGGAUAUGGAGAUAUUUCUGGUAAAAAUAUAUAUGAAGUUUUAUGUGCCAUAAUCCUUAUGAUAUUUUCUAGUGGUAUUUUUGCAUUCUCCAUGAACUAAAUAGGGUCUAUCUUCACUAAUAUGGAUGCUCAAAAGUAAUAAUAUAAGAGGACCCUUUUGUUAAUCAAUUAAUAUAUGAAUAACAAUUAAGUUGAAGAAUAAUUAUAAGGUAGAAUACGUAAUUAUUUAAAAUAUCAUUUUCAUAAAUAAGAGAAAUUAUACAAAAAUGAAAUUAGUGGUAUCAUAGAUAAAUUGCCUUCUAAUUUAAAACAAGAACUCAUUUAAGAUGUUUAAUUUAGAGUUAUGUAAUGCAUUCCCUUUUUCAAUAAAAAUUUUUCUGAAGAAAUUUUACCUUAAAUUGCAUGUGAAUUAAAUCUUUAAUCAUAUACUCCUAGAGAAAUAAUUUAUUAAUAAAAUCAAUUAGAUGAAUGUUGCAUUUAUAUAGUUUGGAAAGGAGAGGUAAAUUUAAUUGAUGAUAAUUCUGGUAAGAUUUUAAAGAGAUUUACAACAGGUCAAUGUUUUGGAGAAUUGGAAUUUUUGACUAAUAAGAGAAGGUAAGGAACAGCAAUUAGUUGUGAUUUUAGUCAAAUUUACAAUAUAUCUAGAAUGCAAUUUCUUAAGAUUCUCAAUUCUUAUAAUAAUGACUUUUAGUAAUUCCAUUAAUUAAAGGAUUCUAUUCUCUUUUAAUAUUAAUCUUCUCCUCUAUAAUGUUAUUGCUGUCAGGAAUCUCAUUGUAUUUGGAGAUGUCCUUAUAUUCAUUAUAAACCAGAUAUAGAGAGAGUGAUCAAAAAAGAGUUUGUUAAGGAAACGUAUUAAGAUAGAUCUUAUUUUAGAAGGAAAGGAGAUCGCUUAAAAGUAUUUAGAUAGGAUAGUAUCUAUUAAAGUACAAGACAUAUUAGAACUUCGAAUGAGAUUGAAAUUACCUAACCUAUUGCAAGUGGGAUUUAAUAGGUAGGUUCAAUCUCUGAAUCUAAUGAAUCAGGGGAAGAAAGUAUUAAAUAUGAAAAGAAAAGUGAUCAAGUACUUACUUUAUCAUACUGCUACCCUAAUGAUAACAAGAGAAAAACUGUUAAAUUAAGACCUUUAGUUUUAUCUCCUGUUUAACCAGCAGAAUCCCCUAAAGCACGUCCAGCAGAAAUUCUAAGAUAUGGAUAGAAAUAAAGAAAAAGUUACUUCUUUCCAGAUAAUUCUAUGAUUAAUAACAAUGUUGUAAUUAAAAGAAGAGAAUCUGUUAAAAGAAAUUCGUCAAUUAUUUAAACAUAAAAUUAUAAUAAAUAAUCUUCAGGCUAUGAAGUUGAUAUUAAUUAAGAACCAUUUCAAAUUAUGGAUGGAAUAGAUAAAUUGAUAAUAUAUGGUAAUUAUUUCUCAGAAGGCAAUUAUAAUAAAAUAAUAGAAGGGUAUCUUAGAUGUUAAAAAAAAUGCAAAUUAUUGAGAAAACAUAUGAUUCCAAGUAAAUAUGCAUUUGUUAGAUUGUAAAAAUUUGAAAGAUUGAAAACACAUGGAAAAAAGAUUAAUUUAUGA